Molecule: messenger RNA, 1527 nt
Organism: Panicum hallii
Lineage: Eukaryota; Viridiplantae; Streptophyta; Magnoliopsida; Poales; Poaceae
Product: putative disease resistance protein RGA1
Exons: 2
Coding region: 117-395 (92 amino acids)
Source: RefSeq, a predicted model, not a curated record
UUUUGCUGGCGCCUCCUGCUUGAUUGCCUCCCGAUGACGUUGCCGGGUUGCUCGCCUCGGCCAUCGUCACGCAGGUGGGCUCGAAGCUAGGCUCCGUCAUCGGGGAUCAGGUCUCGAUGCUGUGCUGCUUCGAGGACGACAUGGUGGACAUGAAGGAGACGCUGGAGACAAUCGGAGCGACGAUGGAGGAUGCAGAGAAGCGGUCGAUCAAGGAGAAGGAAGUGCAGCUGUGGCUGAAGCGGCUCAAGAAUGCCGCCUUGGACAUCUCCGACAUGAUCGACGAGUUCCAGCCAGACUCGAAACAGACUGAUGGAAAUAAGAAGACGGGGAUUUUAUCAUGUGUUGACAUCGCACCCAAGAUUACCAUGGCUAAUAAAAUGAAAAAAGAUGCGUGACCAACUGGAAAAAAAUUAAAGAGGAUCACCUGAAGUUCAAAUUCGAGCCUUACCAAAGAAAUGACAUUGAAUAUCUAGAGAGAGAAACAACAUCCAAGGUCAACAAAGCAGAUAUCAUUGGGAGAGACAAAGAAAGAAAGAGAGUCAUUGCAUCGUUAUCAGCAAGCAACAACCAAGAAGGCGCCAGAAUCCUUCCUAUCUUUGGGCUUGGUGGCAUUGGCAAGACGACAUUGGCAAAGCUAAUUUUCAAUGAUAUCCAUUUCAAGGAUUAUGACCAUCGCGCAUGGGUUUAUGUAUCCCAGGUCUUUGACUUGAGAAGGAUAGGGAACACCAUAAUUUCUCAAGUACUAAAAGAAGGGAGACAUGAUGGGGAUAGUUUGGAGUUCACAACGGACGGCUUCAUGAACUACUUGAUGAUAAAAACACACUAGUUAUUUUGGAUGACCCAUGGGAGAAAGACGACUCUCAGUUGAAUAAGUUGAAGCUUAUGCUUAAUAUUUGUAGCAAGAUGAAAGUUUUAGUAACAACACGCGACGAAGAAAUAGCAAACAGCAUUGGCACCAUUACAACAUGCAAGCUAAGUCCCCUGAACAAUGCGAUGUGCUGGGAUAUUAUUAAGAAAUGUAUCAACUUUGAAUCAAGAGAUGACCAACAACAGUUAGAGCAAAUUGGUCAGGUAAUUGCAACUAAUUGCGGAGGUGUGUCUUUAGCAGCUCAAGCACUAGGGUUCAUGCUAUCCAGAAUGGAUCUGAAGGAACGGAAAGAAGUGAGCAACAGUGACAUAUGAAAUGAACCUUUCACAGAAAAUUCCGUGUUCCCAUCAUUGAAGUUAACAUACAUUGCUAUGCCACAAUAUUUGAAGUUAUGCUUUGCCUAUUGUGCCAUCUUCCCUAGAGGCCACAACAUUGCUAAAGAUAAUCUGAUUCACCAAUGGAUUGCGCUUGAUUUUAUCAAGCCAUCAAAUAUGUUUUCCCUCUUACAGCUUUGUGAGAAGUAUGUGGGGCAGCUCUUAGGCAUGUCAUUUCUUCAGUAUUCAAAGUUGACAACGGUAAGCUAUAAUCUCCCAUGACAGAACAGUUCAUUCAUUCGUUUCACAUCUAUGUCCUGAAUCACCAAAUAUCAAACAAUUUUA